Messenger RNA from Amphimedon queenslandica, 1219 nucleotides. RefSeq lists its product as uncharacterized. The transcript has 5 exons. NCBI's taxonomy places the organism in Eukaryota, Metazoa, Porifera, Demospongiae, Haplosclerida, Niphatidae. The annotation marks the transcript as partial. The record is from RefSeq and is a predicted model, not a curated record.
UCAAGGUCAAUUUCAUUGGGAUGACCUCAAACCUCUUAAUGAUUCAUUGAACUUUAUGAAGUGUUUUGAUGACAUACCAGUAGGUAAUAACUUAACACUGCAUGCAUGUGAAUUCAAAACCUUUUUCAAGAACUGUAAAUCUAAUCCUCCUGCUAUAAUAACUGGUAUUAAUAUUACUAAUGACUCUACAUCUUCAGUUCUAAUGUCAUCAGUUCAUUCAUCAUCAGUAUCACUUACAUCAACAGUAUUGACUACUCCAUCAAUGAUGUCUGUAUCAUCAAUAAUAUCUACUUCACCAACAGUAACUAAUUCAACAGCUCCAACUAUGCCAUCAUCUACUUCAAUUGCUUCGUCAAUGACAUCUUUACCAACGAGAAUGCCUACUUCGUCUGAAGCAACUCCAUCAAUAAUGUCUGAAUUUAAAACAUUUCCUUCAUCAGUGUUGGCUACUUCAGCUACUUCAUCAGUAUCAAGUUCAACAGUACAGCAAGUUACAAGUAGCUCGAUCAUAAACAGUACUACAGAUACUCCUACCAUCAGUAGUUCUACUUCUAUUUGUCGUAUCACUAGAUUAACUAGUACAUUAGUGACAGGCACUUCAACUGCUUCAUCCUCAUCUGUUACAGCACGUUCAUUUCUAACUUCUUCAUCCAUUGCUCUUUCAUCAAUAACUGUGCCACUUUUGUCCUCAUCUUCUUCAUUUUUAAUUUUGUCAUCAGUAACUUCUAUAGCUUCUUCUUCAUCCCCACCAUCUUCUUCAUUGACAGCUCCUUCAUCCAUAUCUUCUUCAUCAUUAAUUAUUGGACUGGCUUCUGGGAUAUCAAUUGCACUACUAAUUAUAAUAAUUGUUGUUAUAGUAAUUGUAGUGGUAGCAGCAACAGUUCAAUUUAAAAAGAGAAGAGGAAGAAUGGAAGUGACUACUGGUAACAUUUAUUCAACUGGACCAAAUAUGAUUCCAUUGAAUGGUGUUGUGAGAAAUGAUCUUCCUCCUAAUACUCCUCCAGCAGUAGUUCCCCCACCUAUUUACACAGGACUUGCAUUAGCAUUGACACCUCCCGAACUCGAAGAGAUGAGGAAUAAAAAUGAAGGAUUGGUGAAAGUGUUUGAAGUAUGGGAAGAAAUGGGUACUCGGCCGUUUACAUGGUUUACUUUAUUGAGUGUUUUGAGAUCAGCUGAUGUUGAUGAGUAUGAAUUAGCUGAUGAGUUAUCUAAACUAUAA